Molecule: messenger RNA, 1485 nt
Organism: Caenorhabditis elegans
Lineage: Eukaryota; Metazoa; Nematoda; Chromadorea; Rhabditida; Rhabditidae
Gene: swt-3
Product: Sugar transporter SWEET1
Exons: 3
Coding region: 77-1144 (355 amino acids)
Biological process (GO): carbohydrate transmembrane transport
Cellular component (GO): Golgi membrane; membrane; plasma membrane
Molecular function (GO): sugar transmembrane transporter activity
Source: RefSeq, marked reviewed
AACAGACUAUCUGCCAUUUUUUUGUAUAACCACAAACCUACAAGUGCCAUCUAGCACAAUCGACUCUCUGAACAUAAUGUUCGAGAUUUUCACUCAAGGCUUUUCCCUUCUCAAUCUUCUUUCUAUUCUUGCAUUUUUUACUACAGUCGGUCUUUUCUUCUGUGGAAUUCCAAUAUGUCGACAAAUCUGGAAGAGAAAAGACACAAAAGAAAUCUCUGGAGCUCCAUUCCUAAUGGGAGUUGUUGGAGGAUGCUGCUGGAUGACUUAUGGAUGGUUAAAAAAUGAUGGAACUGUGAAAUGGGUUACCGGAUGUCAAGUGAUUCUGUACACAACAUACACCAUCUUCUAUUGGUGCAUGACCAAGAAGAAGCUCUACAUUUCUUUGAAAGUUCUCGGAGUUAUUGGAAUCUGCACGAGUUUGGUGCUCGCUGUUCACUUCUUCGGAAUGAAGAUCUUCCAUCCACUUGGAAUCGUUUGCCUCACCCUGAACAUUGCUGAUUUCGCAGCUCCUCUUGGUGGAAUCCGAGUCGUAAUCCGUCGUUGGGCAACUUCAACUCUUCCACUUCCAUUGUGCAUUGCCAAUUUCCUUGUGUCAACUGAAUGGUUCCUGUACGGUCUCCUCAAGAACGAUUUCUACCUUAUUUUCCCAAAUGGAGUUGGAUCUCUUCUUGCUUUCAUCCAACUUCUCUUGUUCAUCGUUCUUCCAAGAAAACCAGGACAACGUGCCCCAAUCGUCAGACUUUGGUUGUGGAUCCGUGGAGUCCGAGUGGAAGAGACCAAAGAAAUUGUUGCCGAGCUCGGAGAAUGUGAUGAGAAGGAUGACAAGAAGAUGAACAGAGCUCAGAGAUGGUCCCAAAAGAUCAAGAUGAAUGUUUCCACUGUUGCUGAAGAGCUUGAAAAUGUCAUCUACCAAUUGCCAACAAAGGAUCAAUUCGCUUAUACUCAUAAGAUCGGAGAUGAGGAUUCAUCCAGUGAGAAGACUGUGGAAACAGUUGAUGAAACUAAGAAGGCUCCAGUUACAGCUGUAGAUAAAUUGAAGGAUGCUGACAGAGAAAGGAAAAUGAGAAACGCAUUGCGAGCAGCACAGGAUGCUCGAGAAAAUGCUCUCCGAAGAACCAUCAGCUCACCGGAUCUUUCCGAGUAACUUUCAUAUUUUGAUCUUCAUCACCACGUUCAUCUCAAGCUAAGAGCUUUUUUCUCGAAUCUCAAUCUCAACAAGACUAGAACAAACUGUUCUAUAAUAAUUCAAUUCAGUCCCCCAUGUUGCAAAGAUACCCUUCUUUUUCAUGUUUUUAACCCAUUUUUAUUACAUUUUUUUGAUGUUUUUUUCAUGAUGACCCGCCUCUACUUGAGGUGACUUGACACUGUAAUUGUGUGCAAUUGACUUUUUGCUUCUAUGACUCUCCCAUUCACUUUUUGAAUGGCAUAAUUUACCGAAUGACGGGUGCCUUCUUUUUUGAAUUUCUCAUAAAGUUUUAAAGCUUG